Molecule: messenger RNA, 3125 nt
Organism: Pseudomassariella vexata
Lineage: Eukaryota; Fungi; Ascomycota; Sordariomycetes; Amphisphaeriales; Pseudomassariaceae
Product: Spc98 family-domain-containing protein
Exons: 2
Coding region: 174-2840 (888 amino acids)
Biological process (GO): cytoplasmic microtubule organization; mitotic cell cycle; meiotic cell cycle
Cellular component (GO): equatorial microtubule organizing center; centrosome; spindle pole
Molecular function (GO): gamma-tubulin binding; microtubule minus-end binding
Source: RefSeq, a predicted model, not a curated record
CAAACGCGUCCAACGACAUUGAUGCUUUAAGUUGAUGCACUUUAAUUCGACUAAUGCUUUGCAUAAUAUUGAUCUAGAAUCGCUCCCUGCAUUGACCACAGCCACCAUUUGAUAUCGAGAAAUUACAACUCCAUUGUCUCAUGUACUCUUAAUUUCGAGUUCUCUUGAGUGCCAUGGCAUUUGCUGCGAGGCUCACCGAGUUGACUGAAGAGCUGAUAACCGUGAUAACCUCAUCUUCAAGCCAGUCAGACGUGGAACGACUCAAUGUCUUGAGGGAGUCCAGCUUACGCAAACUCCGAUAUAACAACUUCUUGCGCACCAACCAGUUCAAUGUAGAUGAUCACCUCAAUGGGCUCGAAGAGCACUUUCGGGUUCUCAACAGAGACGAAUUAGCCGAUGCACUUCGAGAAAACCUGGAUGCACUCUCUUUAAUCUCUACUAAAUUUACACCAGAGAUGCUGCACUUCUUGUUGGAGUUAUCAGAUCAACCUGUCAAAAAGUCCAAGCUUUUCGAUUUGGAAUUGCUCCGGCAACCAAAAGAAGAUCCAGGGGCGAAGCUCACAUGGGAUGAAAUUGCCCAAGAAGAUGGCUGGGCAACGGAUCGUCAGCUUUGGCAGAAGGUCGAUUUCACCAAUGAUAGUUCAGACGAUGAUUACGCAGAUGAGGAUUUCGAAGGGUCGGUCAAGUCUGAAAGCACUACGCAGUCUAGCCUUGAGGCCCAACAUCGGCCACGGCCAACAGAUUAUGUCAUUGACGUCCGGGAUGAGGAUGUAUUGAAAGAACUCGACGACAGUCAGUCGUGGAGAACGACGCCGCACCGGACCUCCGCGGGCAAGCCUCACCGAGUCAUUAUCUCGGAGAUCCAGGCUGUGCGUGAGGUACUAUUCAUGCUGAAUGGACUUCCAAAUGACUUAUUUGGUCCUCGGGGGGAGCCGUUGACGAGAUUCCAGCUCAAACAUGCGUCAUGGGAGACAUGCAGAGCACUUCUGGGCUCGUUCGGUGAAUAUGGUCGCCAGAUACAGAUCCUUCGAGACUUCACUUCCAAACCCCAGAAAAUCCCCUUGAUGCAGGUGUUUGCGGAUGUGGUGCAGAAAAGGCUUCGUUAUUUUGAUCAAAAGACAUCUGCCAUCCAAUGCCUUUUGGUUGAUAUCAAGGCGGACACGGUUAUCAGCCUCGUCAAGCUGCUGCAGGAAGUGCAACCUCAUGUCACUCCGCUGCUCAGUUUAUCAAACAUUAUCCAACAGCUGGAUCGCGAGAAAUAUCCCCAUCCGUUUCGGUACUUAGAGCUGCUGUUCGAGUCUGCCGGGAUUGCGCAACUGGAGAACAACAACUCGAUUUACGAAUUCCUUGGCACAAUCUUUUUCGAAUGCUUUCAGAUUUAUCUCCGCCCGAUUCGUCGAUGGAUGGAGGAAGGAGAUCUUCUCGAAGGGGACAAGACAUUUUUCAUAACCAAGGCUAAAGUGCAAGUACCGAUGAGUCAAGUAUGGCAAGACCAAUACAGACUGCGUAGAACGCCAGACGGUGCUUUACACGUCCCAGGGUUCUUACAGCCGGCUUCCAACAGGAUAUUCACAACUGGGAAAAGUGUCAUUAUACUGAAGCUUCUCGGGAGGCACGAAACUCGUCAAGAACAAAUGCCUGAGCCCAAUCUCGACUUUGCAGGCUUGGGUGCGUCCGAGUUUGGACAUUUCGCCCCCUUUUCCGAGAUAUUCAAUGUUGCAUUCGAGAGUUGGAUGGAAAGCAAACACCACGCAGCAUCUGUAACACUCCGACAUGCGUUGUUUGACUCUUGCGGCAUGUGGUCAGUCCUAGACGCACUCCACCAUGUCUAUCUUAUGGCAGAUGGGUCACGAGCCGAUGCAUUGGCCUUCGGAAUCUUCAACAACAUCGACCUCCUCAACCCCAAAUGGCAUGAUCGAUUUACACUCACGGGACAGGCUCAUGAGGCAUUCGCCACGAUAGUCGAUUCGCACCGACUCAGCGUGUCCGGAUCUGGACACCAUGCUCAGGAGGAUAUUGUAGUUGCUCGAAGAUCAGUCCGGCAUUGCUUGCCAGCUAUUACGAUUGCGUACAGGAUGGCAUGGCCUGUUCGAAUUAUAUUGUCCGACGAUAGUAUUGCCCAGUACCAGGCCGUCUUCACACUGCUUCUACAGCUUCGACGCGCGACUUAUGUCCUCAAACAACAACGCUUAGUCUCACAAGCAAUGUCCGACAGCUGCCCAGAGCAGGCCAUAUACUUUGGUCUCCGCUCGAAACUACUCUGGUUUACCAGUUCCUUGCAGUUUUACCUUUUAAACAUUGUGAUUGGCCCUCUCACUAGUAAGCUCCGAGAAGAUCUCGGCAGGGCAGAGGAUGUAGACGCUAUGAUUGCCGUUCACGCUACCUUCUCAAAGCGUAUGCUUGACGAGGCCUGUCUCAACAGCAGGCUGAACGCAAUCCACCAAUGUAUACUCGAUAUCCUGGACCUCGCCAUCCGACUCGAAGACACACGCAAGUUCGAAGCUGAACGGGAUGCGGAGGAAACACAGGAGCUGUCACGACUUUCUGUGAUGAGGUCGCCUAUGGAUUCGGGCAAAAGUCACGGUGAACGAUUUUUAAAGGUCAGUGAGGAGGAAGACGAGUCAUUUCUUUCGGAGCAGGAUCAUAGUGCCGUCACAGCCGAUGCGGACAGGACGUAUCUUGAGGUUCUGCGCGAGAUACGGAGGGAUUUCGAUAAGCACCUCCGGUUCAUAAGCGGUGGUCUCAAGGGUGUGGCGAGAGCGAGCGGAGAUGCUGCUGCGAGGAAAUGGGAUACGCUGGCGGAGAUGUUUGAAGUUGGGGCACCGCACCAAUUGUGGUAGAGGCAGUUGGGCGGGGUCAUCAUGAUGCGGCUCGCAUGAGGCGAUGUACUUCGGCGAUCCACGGGCGCAAUGUGACAUCACAUCAACACCUUAGUAGUAUCCAGCUCCCCGUACAGAACACGAAUUGACGUGUUGGUCGAUUGAUUGCAAAGGGGGCGUUUUCAAUCGCCUGGAGUAUAUUGUCUCAGAGUGAAUUCUGAGAAGUUUUGAGUACGAUGGCGUAGGUGCGUCACUGUGGCGGCGUAACCUAGCAUCCAACCCUAUGGGGCCAUACAUCAAGAUCAC